This is a messenger RNA of Aureobasidium namibiae CBS 147.97, 6039 nucleotides long. RefSeq names its product UCH-domain-containing protein. Gene Ontology annotation, biological process: protein deubiquitination. The transcript has 5 exons. The coding region runs from base 1 to 6039 and encodes 2012 amino acids. Lineage: Eukaryota; Fungi; Ascomycota; Dothideomycetes; Dothideales; Saccotheciaceae. Gene Ontology annotation, molecular function: cysteine-type deubiquitinase activity. The record is from RefSeq and is a predicted model, not a curated record.
AUGGAUCCGCAGAGCGUGGCCUUUGUUCCUCACAACGACUCGUGGCGCUUGUGCAACGACUUGCUGCGUCUGCAGCAGGUCCAGCAAGACCACACCGACCGCCUACUACGUCUUGAACGCCGCCACGAAGACGACGCCAGGAUGAAGUCGGUUUGGGGCGCCACCUCUCCUUUCCCCAGCGUCCUGAGUAGCACUCCUCAGCAGGCUCCCGUCCACCACCUCAAGGACUUCGACGAUGAGCCCGUCAACCUGAUUGGCAGCCUCCACCUUGAUCCUGACGACGAGCCCCGCCGUAUGGGUGCAACCUCUCGCGCCAACAGCGUCCGCUUUGACGAAUCUGCCAACCAGGGCCAUUGGGCUCAUGCCUCGCGAUCCUCGAUCGACUUCCUUCCACGCAGUACGAGCAGCUUGGCCGGUCUCGGUAUGACCGAGCGCACUUCGUCUCACAAGUCUGAUGGCCGUGCCAGCUCGGUUCAUUCUGUGAGAUCUGCCGCUUCAGGCCGUGCCAGCAGCAUCAAUCUAGACGCUGGCUAUGCUUCUCCCGUCGACACUCCAGCAAUCGCUCCUGGCCUGUUGAUCUUGGGGCCCGUCCCGGCCAUUGUGCGUUGCUGGGCAAACACGAAUUUCAAGCACGACUCCCUUCUGUAUGCUGCUGUGUCUACCGCAUCUUACAAAUCUCAGGUAGAUGAGCGUCUGGUCCAACAUCUAGGACUGGAGCACUGCAUAGUGGAAAGCGCUUCUGGUGGAAGGUCGCUCGCUUUGUCCGUCUACUUUGCAGAAGCUGUCCCACACCCCGUCUCAACAAGAUCGAGUAGUCCAGCACCACAGGUUCCGUCAGUCACAGUCGAGUUUAGCAUUGUCGCCUCGACGCAACCAGGGCUUGACUCUAAGGCUAUUCAGAUCGUUAUCGGCAGUGAUGUGCUUCGGUCACAUAACGCUGACAUUCUGUUUUCAUCCAACAGCAUGACCAUAUUUGACGACGAUCAGUGCAAAUUGUCUAUUCCCCUUGUUCGACCUGAGAAUGAGGCAACUUUUAACUCGUUGUUCAUCUCGUCUUUACAACCAACAGAGCUCCACCAACAUAUGAUGCCAGAAGAACCGGCCCAGCUCAAUGGACUGGGUCAAACGGAACCGAACACUCCGUCUAACGAGUUGAUUUUCGAGGAUGGACUUUCACAACCAGUCGCUGACACUCUCCAAGAAGCAACCGAAAACUCAACGGUUGAGGAGGACUUCAAACCCAGCGGGCCACAGUCAUCUGCUUCAAAGGGUGUCCGGUCUGAAAACAAGGAUUCCACUUCGUCGACGCAAGGCCCGACUUCUGCACCACCGACCUCAUCGCCAUCUAUAUGGAGUAAUUGGCGUCGUGAGACAUCGAGUCAAAGCAAUGGUUCUGAGACGGCGGGUGCUACAUCCAAGACCAAAGACAUGGGCUAUCAACGGCGAGAUGCUGGCAUCAAAGUGCUGAGACCAACAAGAAGUAGCGGACGGACGUUUUCCAGUGGGUCGGUAGCAUCGUCGCCCGCUGGAGAGGGAAGAUCGCGUUAUUUUGACGAUGGGAAGAAGAGAGGGCUGGACACUGUCGCGGGUGAGGAAAAAGGUACGAGAAUAACGGGAGAUGUGCCAGUCGAGGCAGUGACGAAGCUGCCCUCCAGCGGCGGCUCCCCCAGCGUCAAGACGGCGUCCUCAAAGAAGCAGAAAGUCGUCCACCCUGCCGCAGACGAUCCGAGACACGCAUACCAUCACUCGGUCCAUGACCCUGGCCGCCAGCCGUCGUCGCCGCAGUCCUCGUCUUCGCCCUCCAGCAACCAAGCUGCAAACACUCCUUCGUCGCCGCCGCGCUACAUCCCUCCCCACCUGCACGCCGACUCACGAGCCAGCUCUCCCAGCGACGCCUACGCUCAGCUGAACCUGGCCGAAGACAUGACCCACUCCACCGGCCAAGAGGACGCUGAUGCUCCCAAUCCCACCCAACGCCCUGCCUCGCCCGCCAAGCGAUCUGCUGCUAUCAUGGAAGGCUUUGACCCUGCCCAAGACUCCCUCACCUCAAUCCCACCCACAGAUGCCCCUCCGGCAUACCACGCCGACCAACAGCCUGCUGAUUCACCGUCCACACCGAGCAUCCAAGAGCAGGUCACACACAUCCAGUCUCUACUCAACACACCCAUAGAAGACGGUUCAAAGGGCUUCGUCGUGGCAUCUAGAUGGUUCAAUCGCGUCGUGGCUAGAACAGAAGGUGCUAACCAGAAGGACUUUGAUGUCGAUUUGUUGCAGGGGGAGAUUGGCAAGGUUGACAACUCAUCUGUCAUUGCUCCAGGUGCAUUUGACGACCCGCUCGCCUUUCCCGGAAACCCCGAUCAGCCCUUCAUCCCUCUGCGCGCCGACGUAGAAAGGCCCCUUGACUACGAGAUAUUCACCGAAGAAGCAUGGCGUCUGAUCGUCGCGUGGUAUGGCACAGUCGACGGUCAGAAGUCCAUUGUUCGUUUUGCACACAACUCGGCACCUCUAGGUGCACCAUCCGCUCAUAUCAUCUACGAACUGAGCCCGCCUGUCUUGACUGUACGCAAAGUAACAAGUGCCCCUCAACCCACUCAAGUCGAUGCAGCUGCUGUCAAGCUGGUCGCUUCACGUACUGAGCGCUUCCAAAGCUUCCUCGCUCGCGCAAAGGAAGCUGCCGGUAUUCCCUUGCAGCACAAGGUCAGGAUUUUCAGACAGCUAGACCCUACAAAGGUUUCUGGUGACAUGCCUGCGAUCGCUCCACCGGGUAUUCCGAGCCCUCCGACUUCACGAAACCCUUCUCCAUCACCUCCUGCGUCUUCGAAACUUGUCGUUGAGAGCUCUACUUUUGCCAAGUGGACCGAAGGAACAAACUUCGAACCGGUCGAUGGUCAAGAUCACACUGCGAACGAGAAGUACAACGGUAAAGUGGACCUCGGUACACUUGGCUUGAUUUCAAAUCAGACUUUGAUUCUCGAGGAACAGCAGCGUGGAGCAGGCUUUGUCUCAGACGUGGCUAAGAAGCAGAAGAAGAGCACGGAAACCACGAGCAAACAGACCAGCCCUGCUCCCACAGCCCCCGUCACUCGAGGACGCACUCGCAAGGAUGGCAGAACCCGUGGCACUAUUGGUCUGAUCAAUCUUGGCAAUACGUGCUACAUGAACUCAGCCCUACAAUGCAUAAGUAGAGUUGAGGAGCUGGCCGUCUACUUCCUUCAUCAGAAGCACAAGCCUGAGAUCAAUGCCGACAAUCCGCUUGGCUACAACGGUAGAAUCGCAAAUGCCUAUGCUAACUUCCUGGCUGGACUCUACAGCGACAAUGCCACUUCUGCCUAUCGACCCAACGGUUUCAAGAGCGCUCUUUCCAUGGCACAGCCUAUGUUCUCAGGUUACGGGCAACAGGACUCGCAGGAGUUCCUGAGUUUCCUGGUUGACGCUCUGCACGAAGAUCUCAACCGCAUUCACAAGAAGCCCUACAUUGAGAAUCCAGACUCCGACGAUAAGACCGUUCAUGAUCCAGAGGCCAUCAGGCAGCUCGGCGACACGUACCGGAAGAACCACCAUGCUCGCAACGAUUCUAUCGCUAUGGAUCUAUUCAACGGCUUCUACAAGAACACCAUGGUCUGUCCUGACUGUGACAAAGUCAGUGUGACCUUCGACCCAUAUUCUCUUCUUACUCUACAACUACCAAUUGAGAACACGUGGCAAGCGAAGAUCAUGUUCAUGCCCGUCACCGGAUACCCUUCUGCUUUCGAGGUGGACGUCGAGAAAAACAUUUCUGUCAGGGCGCUGAAGGAUAUCUUUGUUGGUAAAAUCGGCCGUGGGCUUACCCGUGAGAGACUCAUCUUUGCCGAAAUGUUUAGUCAUCGUUUCUACAAGAUCGGGUACGACAGCCAGACUCUGUCGGAGCUCGACUUCUCGAACACUGAUGUUCUCUGUAUGUACGAGCUCCCAGAGGUGCCGACGAAUGCAGCCUUCGUGCCAAAGAAACAGAUAGCCUACCGCUCGAUGUACCACGAUUCGUCGGAUGAUCCUUUGCCAGGAAUGGACUCGCCCCUAGCAGAGACUAUGGCGAUGCCCGUCUUCCACUCCAAGUCGGACAGGCGUUCGUCGGGCUUGGUCCUUAACCCAACUCUGAUCACCAUCACGAGAGAGGAGGCCAAGGACUAUGAUGCAAUCUUGAGAAAAGUGCUUGGUUCUAUUGCCACCAUGACCACAAAGCGUAUACCCGAGCACAGUCAGAGCAAGCAGGGUCAAAGUGCGGCCGAGGAUGUCCAGUCUGACGCUGAUGUCUCCAUGCGCGACGGUAGCCAGACACCCUCGGCGCAGCUGUCAGAUACCCUGCAGUCUGCAAGCUCCAUCUCCCAAGACCCGAGAAACAUGUUCGAGCUUAAGUAUGUUCAAGCAACUGGCGACAUGUUCAUGACAGGAACAAACAGCAUCGGCAACAGUCACCCCAUACAGAGCCGUGUCCGGACCGUUGAGCGACGUAGAGGCAGCACCACUUCAGUGACUUCAAACACAUCUGCAAGGAGUAAAGACUCUGGCUACGAUGGUCAGGGUAAGAGCUCGUCUGAAAGUGACGAGGAUGCUGACCCAAUGGUGGAUUCGUUCAAAGCCAACGAUCAGAGCACAUUCUCUGGUGAUGUACAGAGCGAUGAUGAGUUAGGCAUGGGUUCGCUCGAACAGUUGUCGGCAAAGGACAAUCGCAGACGUAAGUUUGACAAGAAAAAGCUCAAGAAGACGUAUUCGCGCAAAGGCGGUCGUCCAAACAACAAAAACCGAGCGCAUGAACCCACAGCAGAAGACAACGAGUUCUACGUCAGACUCGGCGAAGGUAUUCUGGUAGAGUGGCAGUCAGACGCCUUCGAGUCCAUGUUCGGCGGUGGCAACGGUAACGGUCAGUUUACAUUCAACGAGAAGGAGGUUCCUUUGGUAGACGAUACCGAGCUCCAGGUAAGGAGAAACAAGCGUAUGCAACGCAAGAAAAACGGCAUCACUCUCGACGACUGCUUCACCGAGACCGGCAAGACCGAAGUGCUAUCAGAAGACAAUGCAUGGUACUGCGGCAGAUGUAAGGAGCUUCGCCGUGCCAGCAAGACAUUGGAGCUGUGGACAGUGCCCGACAUUCUGGUCGUCCAUCUGAAACGUUUCAGUGGCGAGCGAUUCAGGCGCGACAAGGUAGACGUCCUAGUUGACUUCCCCAUCGAAGGACUCGACUUGACCAAGAGAGUUGGGUGCAAGGAAGAAGGCAAGGAGUACGUUUACGACUUGUUUGCUGUCGACAAUCAUUAUGGCGGUCUUGGUGGAGGCCAUUACACAGCCUAUGCCAAGAACUUCUAUGAUGGUAAUUGGUACGAUUACAAUGAUUCUUCCGUCGGUCGACAGAACGCAGAAGGAGUUGUGUCUACAGCUGCGUACUUGCUCUUCUACCGCCGCCGCUCAGCCACGCCGCUAGGCCCUGCAUACCUUCAAGAGUUGGUUCUCAAGGCACGCAACCCUGAUGAAGCCUCCGAGGCAGAGGACGAGUCGGGGGAAGGCGAGCGUCUCGGCGACCACUCCUCAGCUACCUCUCGCCUGCUUGGGUCGUCGAACGCUGGAGCAGUCGAAGCAGGAGCCAGAAUCACCGGGACGCUUCAUCGGGGAGCCAACGCAGGUGGCCCUGGCAGAGGAGUGAGCCAGGCAGCGAGGUUGAUGAAUGAGGUCGAUGACGACGAGGGCAUCUCUUUGAACGAUGAGCUCUAUGGCAACAAUAGCAACAGCAUUACUGCCGUUGCGCUGGCCAACCAAGAUGCCACUUGGGGGUUUGACGGCUUGGGUGAGGAGGAUGAUAACACCACUUCUGUCAACACACCUGCCGACACUUCUUCGGAUCGUCCGGACGUUGGCUCGGACAUCGAAGACCGAUUGAUGGACCUGGAUCGUGAUACUAACUUCGACGACAAUGACGAUAUGCCUUCGCUGGCGGGUGAUGAAGUGAUGACUACAGAGGGACCCGGACAAUUUGACGAACCUCUCUCAAGCGUACAUCAAGACGAAUAG